Molecule: messenger RNA, 1536 nt
Organism: Aspergillus steynii IBT 23096
Lineage: Eukaryota; Fungi; Ascomycota; Eurotiomycetes; Eurotiales; Aspergillaceae
Gene: cwc25
Product: U2-type spliceosomal complex subunit CWC25
Exons: 2
Coding region: 92-1348 (418 amino acids)
Biological process (GO): mRNA splicing, via spliceosome
Cellular component (GO): U2-type spliceosomal complex
Source: RefSeq, a predicted model, not a curated record
CAGCCUUUUACUGCUCUUCCUUUCUCUUUUCUCCCCAAACCCUUCUCAAGAUCCCUAAAUCGCAGCUUGUCUGCAACACAUUUGCGCCAAGAUGGGUGGAGAUCUGAAUUUGAAGAAGUCAUGGCACCCCUCCCUCCUCCGCAACCAAGAGCGUGUCUGGCAGGAGGAGAAGCGCGCCUUGGAAGAGCGCAAACGCAUCGAUCAGCUGCGCCGCGAGCGAGAUGAGGAGCGUCAAAUCCAAGAGCUUCAGCGUCUACAGGAAGACUCGGGGAAGGGACGCCAACAGAACCGAGUCGACUGGAUGUACCAGGCUCCGUCGAGCGCGACGGGCCACUACUCUGAGGAGAUGGAAGGGUAUCUACUGGGCAAGCGUCGCAUCGAUGGGAUACUGUUGAAGAAUGACGAGAGCAAGAAGUUGGGCAAGGGCGCCGAGGUUGGCUCGGGGCAGGCGCCGACCGCGCCGCCGGUUCAGAAUGCCCGCGAUACGAUGUCGAAGGUUAUGGCUGAUCCGUUGCUGGAGAUCAAGAAGCGGGAGCAGGCGGCUUAUGAGAAUUUGGUGAAGGAGUCGGCGAGGAGGGGCGGUGCGGUUGCCUCGGGGUCCCGCGGAGGCGAGAGGGAGAGGGACGGUGAUCGGGAGCGCAGUCAUAAGCGGAGAAGAUACAGCGAUGAGGAGGAUUCACAUCGGCGCCAUCGUCACAGGUCUCAUCGGCAUCGGUCGAGAUCCCCGGAGCGGUCGCAUCGCAGACACAGGGAUGAUCGCGAUGACCGGGACCGCAGAGACCGCGAUCGCAGAAGCGACAGAGACCGCAGGGAGGAUAGAGAUGGGAGAGAACAUCGCUCGGACAGGCAUAGGGACCGUGAGGAGAAGUACGACCGUGCUCCGCGACGCGGUUCCUUCCAGGAUCGAUCUCCCUCACCUCGACCCGAUUAUCGUCACUCAGAUCGCCGCCACGCAGAGGAGAAGGAUUCUCGACCUCGCAGAGAUUACCGCGGCGAGGACCGACGAGACAGACCAUACCGUGACAAUGGAAGGAACAACCGAGGUCCCAGGGACUCGCAUCCACGAGACCGAGACUCCAGGCCCGGACCCGAUGCAGCAGAGCAGGAGGAAAUUCGGAAAAAGAAGCUCGCCGAGAUGCAGGACAAUGCGAAUGAUAUGGAGCAGACUCGUCGCCAACGCAUUGCCGACGUCACGGCUGAAGAGGAGAAGCAACAGGAGCGAGAUGACAAGCAGCGAUCAGAACGCGGUCGUUUCGUCUCGACGAUGCAUCGACAACUGCAGGAGGACAACCUGGAUGAGCGGAUUCGCCGCAACCGUGGUGGAUUGUCUCGGGUGGAUGAUGAUUGAGCUUCAUCUUCUGAAUCUAAAUCUAUCUUUGGUCCAUGUCUUCGAUCCACAGGGAAUUUGCUGCUUUUUUUUUUCUAUUCAUCUGCCUGGAUUUUCCCGUCAUACCUCUAGCGUUCAGCUCGUUCAACUGGGUGAUAUCUACCCUCUAGGCACAUAUUGCAUCAAAUGGAAACUUAUGUUGUGCUGUC